Cyanistes caeruleus (blue tit) is the source of this 1977-nucleotide messenger RNA. The record is from RefSeq and is a predicted model, not a curated record. Lineage: Eukaryota; Metazoa; Chordata; Aves; Passeriformes; Paridae.
AUGGCCUGUGUACCCUGCCUGGAGGCACGAGUGCGCCUGGCCUUGCCACCUGCCACAAGCACCGCCACGGAGCCCCGUCUCUCCGUGCAGCCAGGCACCUCUGGGAUAGAGGAUAGCGGUGAUGGGGGACAGUGGUCACCAGUGACUGGGGCUGCCUCGUCCCAGCCCAACGUUACUGGGCUGCUGCUCCUCUCCGGGCACGCAUACACCUCAUCCCGCUGCGUGGCCGUGGAGGUCUGGGCACCCUCGGGCCCCAUGCUGCGCGGCCGAACCGUGGGUUGGGUGAUCUUCCGGUGCUUCGAGGCGCCGCUGGGCUCCAAACUCCACAUCUCAGCAUACAUGAACUCACGGGGCCGGCAGAGGUUGAGCCAGCAGCAGCAGGUGCCAGACUGCUCGUGGCCUGCAGCACAGGCUGCUGUCCCCCAGUGCCAAGUGCCCAGGCUGCGGGUCUCCCCGGGGCAGAAGGAGGUGGUUGUGGAGGUGCAGGGGGCUGCAGUAGGGCACAGCUACACACUCCGGCUGUACCACAACCGUAGCCAUGGCAGCAGUGGGCCGGGGCGUGCAGUGACCACGCAGAGCAGUCCCAUGAACUUUGUCCUGCCUGCCGAUGAGGUGCUGCCCUGCCUCUGCCUGCAGGUCUGGCUGGAAACCCAGGACCCACUACGGGCCACCCUGUGCCCCUUCUCUCAUGAUGCCGAGGCCUGGGAGCGACUGUGGGCGCAGAGCCAGCUGAUCCUGCAUGUCGAGGGGCAGGUGCUGACCUCCUCUCUCUCAGCCCCCUGCGACCUCCUGGCUGAGCUGGUGCCCUGCUGGCAACCAGUGCCCUCUGGGCCCUGCCAACCCCUCCCUGGCCUGCAGCAGCCUGCUGGGGGGCAGGGACCCCAGGAGUUUGGAGGGCUGCGGCCACACCCCAGCCUCUGCGUGCAGGUGUGGAGCAGUGGGCAGGUCCGGCUGACCCAGUGCCUGCGGGACCGAGCGCUGCCCGGCCGCCCUGAUGACCUCCUGCUGCUGGAACAUGGGAAUACCUCACUGUGUGCCAUGGAGCAGGGUGCCUGCACACCCCUUGCCAGCUUCACCAGCAUGGGAGCAGGGCACCCUGGACUGCUGGAGCAGGAGCUGCAGCAGGAUGUGGCAGUAGGGCAGUGCCAGCAGCUGUGGCACCCAUUGAACAGCACUGGGGUUGCACUCUGGGCCUGUCCCCUGCAGAAGUACCUGCGUACCCACUGGGCACUGGUGUGGAUGGGGGUGCUCCUGGGGGCCACCUGUCUCCUACUGCUGCUCUUGGUGAAGAAGGAGGACAUGAAAGGAUGGCUGAAAUCCCUGAGGGCUGGCUAUGGCUCUAGGGGUCCACUGCACGGCCGGCGGGCACUGCUGGUGCAUGCAGCAGAGCCGGUGGCGGAGCGGGCAGCAUGUGCCUUGAUGGCAGCUCUGCACUCACUGGGGCUGACAGUGGUGGCAGCACCGGGGGGUGGCAGCGGGGUAGCGGCUUUGGGGCCACUGCCCUGGCUGCACGCCCAGCACCACCGGGCACUGCGUGACAGUGACACUAUCAUCCUGCUCCUCUCGCCGGCAGCCGUGGCUGCUGCACAUCAGUGGGACACCGGGGCCAGGGUUGUGCCAGAGUCCAGGGCUGCUGAGAGCAGCCUUGGGCCCCGGCACAACCCUGGCCCUGAUGAUGUCCCCACUGUGGCGCCCUGCGAGGUGUUUGCGGCGGCUCUGUCCUGUGCCAUGCCGGUGCUGGCGGUGGCCAGUGCUGGUGGGCACUAUGUGGUGGCCCGGCUGGAGACCUCGGUGCCAGCAGUGCCACCAGCACUGCGGGCAGCCCCUGCCUUCGCACUGCCCAGCGAGAUGGAGGCGUUCUUGCAGGCACUGGCAGGACCAGCUCGGCAGAGGGGCCGGUGGCUAGAGCCAUAUGUGGCAGUGGUGGCCGAGGCUCUGCAGCGAGCAGUAGGGGAAUAAAGGGGUGACAGUACUCUU